UCCAGAGGGUAGAGCUGGUUUGAUGCCCGCAGCGCCACAAUGGAGCUCUCUGACUCAGUCACACAUAAGAACGGGCGGCAGAGGAAGCCCGCUGUCCCUCAGGGGGACAUGAGGGACGGGGACAGGGUUCUCAACACUACCCCUGACAUGGAGGUGGAGGGGGAAGCGCUCCACCGAGGAUCCGACGCGGAGAACAACGGACAUCCCAGGGUGCGGCCUGGGAUCAGAGGGGAGCUGGGGAACGUGUCUCUGCUGCUCUUCCUUUAUGUCCUCCAGGGCAUCCCUCUGGGCCUGGCCGGGAGCAUCCCUCUCAUCCUGCAGAGUAAGAACGUCAGCUACAAGGACCAGGCCUUCUUCAGCUUUGUCUUCUGGCCCUUCAGUCUCAAGCUGCUGUGGGCCCCGCUGGUGGACGCGCUCUACCUGAGCCGGUUUGGACGCCGGAAGUCGUGGCUGGUGCCCACCCAAUACCUGCUGGGUCUCUUCAUGCUGUACCUGUCGGUUACCGUGGAUACGCUGCUGAAAAGUGACGAGGGGCGGGGCCCCGACGUGGUGACCCUGACGGCGGUGUUCUUCAUGCUGGCCUUUCUGGCAGCCACCCAGGACAUAGCAGUGGAUGGCUGGGCUCUGACCAUGCUGUCUAGGGAGAACGUGGGCUACGCCUCCACAUGUAACUCUGUGGGACAGACGGCUGGCUACUUCCUAGGCAACGUCCUCUUCCUGGCCCUGGAGUCAGCUGACUUCUGCAACAAAUACCUGAGAGCAGAGCCUAAAGAGACUGGUAUCGUUACACUUUCAGACUUCCUGUUUUUCUGGGGCGUGGUGUUCCUGGUGUCGACCACGCUGGUGGCCGUUAUGAAGAAGGAGAACGCCAGGGGACAGCACGGGAGAAAGAAGGUCCGGGAGGAGACGCAGAGCGUCAUGGAAACGUACAAACUGCUGCUCUCCAUCGUCAAGAUGCCUGCCGUGUUCACCUUCUGUAGCCUGCUGCUCACUGCUAAGAUAGGUUUCUCUGCGGCGGAUGCAGUUACCGGUCUGAAGCUGGUUGAGGCAGGUGUUCCUAAAGAGCAGCUGGCAUUACUGGCAGUCCCCAUGGUUCCACUGCAGAUACUACUACCUCUCAUCAUCAGUAAAUACACUGCAGGACCACGACCACUAGACGUCUUCUACAAGGCCUUUCCCUUCAGGUUGUUGAUAGGCCUGGGGUAUGCUGUGUUGGUGUGGUGGACUCCCAGUUUAAAGCAGGAAGGGGGAUUCCCUCUCUACUACUACACUAUAGUCCUGUUCAGCUACGCACUGCAUCAGGUGGCGCUGUACAGCAUGUAUGUGGCCUGUAUGGCUUUCCAUGCUAAAGUGAGUGACCCAGUGAUCGGUGGGACCUACAUGACCCUGCUGAACACGGUCACCAACCUAGGGGGCAAUUGGCCCUCCACCCUGGCAUUGUGGAUGGUCGACCCACUUACCUCUAAGGAGUGUCAGGGAGCCACCGGACAGAGCUGUGGCUCCUCAGAGGAGGCUGGGCUGUGUGUAAAGGAGGGCGGUGUGUGUGUGACGUCGUUGGAUGGUUACUAUGUGGAGUCGGUGGUGUGUGUGUUGAUAGGACUAACGUGGUGGGUGUGGCUAGGGAAGAGGAUGAGAAGGCUACAGGACCAGAGCCCUGCAGCUUGGAGGUGCAGGAUCGGCCAAUGACAACGUUCACCCAGCUCCUGACCUGCACAACCCCUUUCCUGACUCCAGCAAGGCCAAUCGCCAGACAGCUACAGUCUGAUAUAAAAGCUUCCUCUCUUAUCUUUUCCUCUCGCUCACUUUCAGUUGGUCUAUGUUGGUCUUUCUCAGUCCCUCACUGUCCCUCUCAGUCCCUCUCUGAUGACUUUUAUCCGUCUCCCUUCUUCCCAACCUUCUCUGAUGACUCUUAUCAGUCUCCCUUCUUCCCAACCUUCUCUGAUGAUUCUUAUCCGUCUCCCUUCUUCCCACCCUUCUCUGAUGACUCUUAUCCGUCUCCCUUCUUCCCACCCUUCUCUGAUGACUUUUAUCCGUCUCCCUUCUUCCCACCCUUCUCUGAUGACUCUUAUCAGUCUCCCUUCUUCCCAACCUUCUCUGAUGACUUUUAUCCGUCUCCCUUCUUCCCAACCUUCUCUGAUGACUCUUAUCCAUCUCCAUUCUUCCCACCCUUCUCUUUCUCUGCCAGGUGUUUGUACAUUGUCCUUCAGCACUUAUUUCUUUGAAAUACCUGUAGCUGUGGUCUGGCUACCACAUGACUAUGGACCAUAACAGUCAAUAACAACAGUCCACUUCCUGCUUGUACCAUCACGUCUUCACCAGGACUUCUGCCGCUUCAACUACUUUAUGUCCCAUUGGAAAGAAAACAAAGAAGGAACUAUUGUUCUUGCUAGGGAAUAUUUACAGUAGACAUUUACUCUGGGAAAUCGAUGAUCCUUCUUCUCGUACCACAUUCUCGGUAUCUUAAACUAUUUCAUUAGACUUGUCACUUGUUGUUAUUUGUGCCUUUGCUAGGUUCUUCAGACUGUCAUUAUAAAGUUGGCUGAUAUUUGAAAGUACUUUAAUAAUCAAUGGUCAUCAAAAAGCACAAGCACAUUAAAUGUUGAGAUGUCGGCCUGCUUGAUUAACAGGUCGGAUGUGUCUGUAGCAUGGAGUCAGAAAUGCCAACUGUAUUGUUGAUGGGAACCCAUAGCCCCUUCGUCAGAAAUGCCAACUGUAUUGUUGAUGGGAACCCAUAGCCCCUUCGUCAGAAAUGCCAACUGUAUUGUUGAUGGGAACCCAUAGCCCCUUCGUCAGAAAUGCCAACUGUAUUGUUGAUGGGAACCCAUAGCCCCUUCGUCAGAAAUGCCUAAACUAUAACAGUACUGUUUUAAUAGAUGUCUGUCAUUUUGGGGGAUUACAACAGUUUUUUCUCUAAACCAGCAAUGAGAGGUCAGAGGUUGUGUGAAAAGGGACCAGUCUGGAUCUGGGAUCACUUAUAAUGGUUCUGUUUGGAUUUGUGUGAUAGAAAUGAUCAUUUUUCUGUGUAUUUGUUGAAAUGAACAAGAGUUUUUUUUGUGUGUGGGGGGGGGGGGGUCUCUGCUGUGUUCCACAUCAGGCUGCACAAAAAAAAAAAACAUUUAAAUUGAUCCAUGUGUGGAAACCUGAUCAUUCA
This is a messenger RNA of Oncorhynchus nerka (sockeye salmon), 3151 nucleotides long. Its product is annotated as acetyl-coenzyme A transporter 1-like. Gene Ontology annotation, molecular function: acetyl-CoA transmembrane transporter activity. The transcript is spliced from 8 exons. The record is from RefSeq and is a predicted model, not a curated record. Lineage: Eukaryota; Metazoa; Chordata; Actinopteri; Salmoniformes; Salmonidae. Gene Ontology annotation, cellular component: membrane. The coding region runs from base 40 to 1686 and encodes 548 amino acids.